Molecule: messenger RNA, 885 nt
Organism: Brenthis ino (lesser marbled fritillary)
Lineage: Eukaryota; Metazoa; Arthropoda; Insecta; Lepidoptera; Nymphalidae
Source: the annotation of a GenBank genome assembly
AUGCCAGAUAAUUAUGGUAAUCCUGUACUUGUAGACUUACAGGAACCAGUCGAUGAAGCACUAUUAUCGCAAGCUAGAAAUGGCGCCGAAAACCAAUACUGGCUUUUUACCAGACAAAACCCUACCAAUCGCCAAGUACUAGUAAAUGGGAAUGCAAACUCAGUAACAGGCUCCAACUACCGUGCUGCCCGAGCUACGAAAGUAAUUGUCCACGGGUGGAAUAACAAUGGCAACACUGAAAUGAACCCUCUUAUCACAGCUGCAUUCCUUGCGGUCCAAGAUGUUAAUGUCAUUGUGGUAGACUGGAACCGUCUUGCAAAUGGAGCCUAUACCACCGCAGUGCGUGGGGUCCCGGAUGUUGGUGUACAUCUAGGUUUAUUCAUUCAAUGGCUUUUUAAUAACUUCGGUGGAAAUUACAAUAGCCUUCACUUGGUCGGCUUUAGUUUAGGAGCUCAUGUUGUGGGCAAUGCCGGUCGUACUAUUGGAGGACGUGCGGGACGUGUAACAGGAUUGGAUCCUGCUGGUCCUCAAUGGGGAGGAAACUCUCUUGCUUUAAAUCGUAAUUCUGGAAUCUACGUCGAAUCCAUCCAUACAGACGGACGUCUACUUGGUAUAAUGGAUGCAAUUUCAGACGCUGACUUCUAUCCUAAUGGUGGCAGAAAUCCGCAACCAGGUUGUCUCAUCAGCACUUGCUCACAUGGCCGUGCUCCUCAAUUGUUCGCGUCAAGUGUGAGAACAAAUCAUUUCAUCGGAAGACGGUGUAAUAAUAUUCAUGAAGCAGAGUUAAGCACGUGUAACGGUGCCCAACAUCGCAUGGGUAACGGCGUAGUGGGUAAAACAGGAGUGGGACUUUACGGAUUACGGACUGGUAGCGUUUGGCCUUUC